AUGGCGGCCGCGGCGCUACUUCGGAGCGCGGCUUGGGGUCGCGGCGGCCAGGCUCGGCGCUUUCCGCUGCGCGCGGCUCUGAGGCGCCUCUCGGCCCCCGGCGCCCGCCGUCACGGCCCCGGCCCCGGCUCCGGGCCCGACCCCGCCGGCGGCGCGGCCUGGACCUGCUUCCCGCUGAAGGCGCGCGCCCUCCUGCGCGUGCGCGGCCCGGACGCGGCGCCCCUCCUCCUGGGGCUGCUGACCAAUGAGCUGCCGCUUCCGGGCCCCGCGGCGCGCGCCGGGUACGCCCACUUCCUCAACGCCCAGGGUCGCACGCUCUAUGACGUCAUCCUGUACAGGCUCCCCGAGUGUGCAGAUGAAGCUCCUGCCUUCCUCCUGGAGUGUGACAGCUCUGCGCUGGGUGCCCUGCAGAAGCACCUAGCACUGUAUAGGAUCCGGCGUAAAGUCACCGUGGAGCCAUGCCCUGAGUUGCUUGUGUGUGGGGUGCUGCCAAGUGCCCCUGAGGCGGCUGGGGCCACCCCUCUGCAGGAGAAAGCGAAGGAGGAUGCCAUUCUCACCCAUGACCCCCGGACUAUAUGCAUGGGCUGGCGGCUCCUCACGCGGAAUGGGCAUCUAACCCUGGUGCCUGAAAGCCAGCUUGGAGAUCCCCAGGAUUACCACCGGCACCGGUACCAGCAAGGUGUUCCCGAAGGUGUCCAUGACCUACCUCCAGGGGUGGCCUUGCCCCUAGAGUCCAACCUGGCCUUCAUGAAUGGUGUCAGCUUCACCAAAGGCUGCUACAUUGGCCAGGAGCUGACUGCUCGAACACACCACAUGGGCGUCAUCCGCAAGCGUCUCUUCCCCGUCCAGCUCUCUGGCUCCCUCCCUGCCGCCGGCAUCCUGCCAGGCUCCCCAGUGCUCACCGAAUCGGGGCAGGCUGCUGGCAAGUACAGGGCAGGCCAGGGAGAUGUGGGGCUGGCCCUGCUGCGGUCAGAGAAGAUCAAGGGCCCGCUCCACAUCCAAACAGCCGAGAGCAGCCGCGUGGCCCUGACUGUGUCCGUGCCAGAUUGGUGGCCCACAGCUGCCAAGUAGCUGUCAGGCCCCCUGGUUGGCUGCUCACACCGUCGCAGCCUAGCCUCUACCUGUGCUGGACUCCUGUGCACAGGUGGGGGUAGGGUGCCACCAGCCCCCUUUGCUCUUCCCAGCAGAGGCCGGUGCUUCCUGCUCUGGGCACACUCUGUCCAGCCAGGUCCACCCUGGAUCAUCUAGUCAAGGGGCCUGGAGCAGAUGGAGGGCACAGCCUCCUGGACAAGCGCAUGGUCUUGACAAGGCACAGCAAACGUGUGAUCCUGACCUUAGGCAAGGCAGCACUGACAGGGAGGGAGGGAGGAAGGGAGGAAGGGGAGAAGCUUGCAUAUCAGACACUUGAAGGCCGACCAUGGAGAUCAAGCGCCAAGACUGGAAUUUUCUUUGCAAGGAUCUUUAUCUCUUGCGUUUUGAUUUCUUGGGCCACACCAGCUGUACUCAGAGCUUACACCUGGCUCUGCACUCAGGGAUCACUCGGUGGAGCUUGGGAGAUUAUAUGGGGUGUCAGGGAUGGAACCAGGGUCAGGAAUGUAUAAGGCAAGCACGAUAUCUGCUGUACUCUCUCUCUGACCCCUUCGCAAAGAUUUUGAAGCUAGUGGUGACAUCAACAGCCUCAUUAAAAUUUUUAAAU
Suncus etruscus (white-toothed pygmy shrew) is the source of this 1696-nucleotide messenger RNA. RefSeq names its product iron-sulfur cluster assembly factor IBA57 (gene IBA57). Gene Ontology annotation, cellular component: mitochondrial matrix. The transcript has 3 exons. Gene Ontology annotation, molecular function: protein binding. The coding region runs from base 1 to 1071 and encodes 356 amino acids. NCBI's taxonomy places the organism in Eukaryota, Metazoa, Chordata, Mammalia, Eulipotyphla, Soricidae. The record is from RefSeq and is a predicted model, not a curated record.